AUGAACGCCGUCAUGGCUACCGCGGAAGACGAGGAAGGUACUGCAGUCCUUCUCCAGCUAUACAAUCAGCCAGAGGAUGUCGAGGCCGACGACUUGCUCCCUCAGAGCAGCGUCCACAUCAUCAAGGAACCAUUCUUCAAGGUCACCACCGACGGCAAGUACAGCCUGCGGGUGGAUCAUGUCAGCGAUGAUCUUCUACUUUCAGUGAAUGAUGAGCGGAUCCCGAAGAGGUGGAGAAUCCCCAACCAGACUGAUGGGAACUCCGAGACUCGACUCCAGGGGAACGCGGCAGUCAAACAGCAGAAUUGGGGACGAGCUGAGCGUUUGUAUUCCGAUGCGCUCUCAUUCGCCACGACCGUCGCGCAGGAACAAGCCGCGCUGCUUAAUCGCUCACUGGCCAACCUGAGACUUGGACGCCCCGAAAAGGCGCUGGCCGACGCUCUCAGAGCCCGACAUGGCAACGAACCGACCGAGAAAGGCUUGUUCCGAGAGGUCAAGGCGCUCUACAGAAUGGAGCAAUUCAACCUGUGUUUGGAGAAGUUGCAGCAAGUGGUUGACCUGAACCCCAACAACUAA
Messenger RNA from Colletotrichum chrysophilum, 576 nucleotides. RefSeq lists its product as uncharacterized. The transcript is spliced from 2 exons. The record is from RefSeq and is a predicted model, not a curated record. Gene Ontology annotation, molecular function: protein binding. Bases 1 to 576 code for a protein of 191 amino acids. NCBI's taxonomy places the organism in Eukaryota, Fungi, Ascomycota, Sordariomycetes, Glomerellales, Glomerellaceae.